AUGGGUGGUGUAGACGCUGUGGAAGAAGAACACGAUGGACCAACUGACUUGCAAAAUAAGAGCCCGGCCCGGCCCGCCACAAAAAUGUGUAAUUUUUUUUUAAUUUUUAAACAUUUUUCGCGUAUUACGUCAGUAUUUCGAUGCGUUUAAGUUUCAACGACACUCCGGAAAUUCGCCUUCUCUCCUUGUUUAGCAAAUUUUCCACGAUUUUUCCGGAAUUUUCGAUAAAAGACGCGUAAGGAGAGGUCUCUCAGGGGUCAGUCAGUCCGGUCCAACACACAUCUUUGUCCCUCUCUCUCUCCUCUUUUCUUUGUGCCUCUAUUCGUCUUCGCCCUAAUUCGAUGCGUGCCGACCCUUACCACUUUGUGUUUGAUUCCUUCUCAAACCGCUGAGCUAACUGCUCUGGAAACUCGAUUGCAAUCUAAUAAGAAAAGCUCUAUUUCGCAAUCUAAUCAGAUUUAAUUGAAGUUCCAGUAAAAUCGUAUUAGAUUACAAUAUAUUUUUUCUGAAUUGCAAUCUAAUAAGAAAACAUUGCAAUCUAAUUAGAAAACAUUGCAAUCUAAUUAGAAAACAUUGCAAUCUAAUUAGAAAAAUUGCAGUGAUUGCAAUCUAAUUAGAAGAUUCUGCAAUCUAAUUGAAGCAAAUUCAAUUUCAAACGAGUUUGUAUUAGAUUGCAAAGUUUUCUAAUUAGAUUGCGAUCGAGUUCCAAUUCUUAUAUGUAAGAAUUGGUUGUAAGGUGUUUCGCUGCUUUUUCUUUCCAAAAGUACACAAACGUUAUCGACUUUUUUCUGUCCGAUUGUAGUGUUUAAAUUCAAGGAUACUUUUUUCAAACACCCGCUUUUUCUUGUGGCCGGCGGACUAGAAAACACAAGGGUAAUUAUUUGUUUUCGAAUGAUUCGGUUUUGUUAUAGACUUCAGAUUUAAAAUUAUCUUUUAAAUUAUAGGUAAUACUUCGUGAAACCUCGUUCCUUUUCGUCAAUUUCCCAUUUAUUUUCAGUGCUCGAAGAUUAUCGAUCGAUCGAAAUGGCGGAUGGUCGAAUGCGGUUGAAUGCGGUUGUGAAAGAGGAAAUGGAAGAGGUUCCACUCUACAUGCGGCGUCUCCAGAAGGACCCGCCGAGCCUCCCCGAACCGCAAUACAACAUUUCGCUGGAUGCGUUCGUCAAAAAAAUUGAAACAAAGUCGGAGGUGUCCAUACUGACGAAAGAAGAUGGCAUUCAGGUGAAACAGGUCAUUCUCGAGGAGAUUGGCAAGAAUCGGGCACUGUGGAACUGCGACAGAAGCAUUCCGGCCGACUGGACGAAGGCUUCGAUGGCCGUGUACUGCCGGACGAAUAAAGCGUACACGAGUGAGUCUGAACAAUCCUCAAGUAAUGUAGAAUUGAGAUAUCAAAGACUGUCAAAAGUAGUGCUGUACUCUGUAAAACUGAUCCCUUUCCUCUUCCAGAUGAAACCCUCAGAACAGUCCAUAGACUAGCGAAGGACAAUCUAAAGACGAAGCUGCGAACGUGUAUUCUGAAGAAUAAGUUGACACCGGUGGAGGUGGAGAACUAUCUGGAGACGUGGGACCUCUACCCGUUCUUCCGUUACUUCCGAGAACGGACCGUGUCCCUUGAGAAGGCUCUGAGGAAGGCCGCAAAUAAGAAUUCCCGCAUUCGUGACCUGCCGGAUUCGGAGGAGGAGGAGGAUGAGACAGAUGUGGAGGACCUCGCCGAAAUGAUCAACGACGAAGAGCGGUCGAAGCGUCGCGCGUCGAAACGGAAGGCCUCGGAGGCCGGAGAGUGAGUCAUUCAAGAGCGAAUUGAGGCCGAACGAAUGGUUUUUGCAGUGGUCCUUCGAUGCACAGCUACUCGGAACACGCCGAGUUCCAGGGAGGAUCGAAUGCACAACUCCUGCAAUAUGUCACGGUCAGUCUUACUAGGGUAGUCCUUCUGUUGAGUUUUUAGUGUGCUAAAUACAGUUUCCUAACGCGAAAAGUUUCAGGCGCAGGUGAAAAGUGAAGAACAGCAGAAUGCCUACGUUCAUCCUCAGCACUUUGACGGAUAUGGCCAGCACGAAGUCUACGCUCCUCCACCGAACUCCUACAUUCCACAGGACAUGGCACAAUCUCAGUGUUCGGUAAGUCAUACUCUCACUUGUAAAUUUCGGAAAAAUUACUGUCGGAAUGUGUUCAAGUCUUCGAACAUAGUGCAUUCCCCAAAUUACACUGUUUUAUUUCCAGUACUCGUGUCCGUGCAUAUCCAAGAGGGGCAAACACAUUGGCGACGACCGACUGGCGGAUCUGGAGGGAUUCGAAUCGCAGAUAUUGCGAGUCAUGAAGGACCGUACCGAUCAGAUCGCGAUUUUCGUGUCGGCAGUGUACAAACUCCUUCUUCCGUUUGAGGACAGAUCCUUCAAGAACGCGUACGAAGCGUUUGAGUAUGUACUUGCCCAAAGAAAGAUAUAAUUGAAAGCAGGUCUGUGAUCUCAUGGCUAGAAUAGGCCUCGUUCUUUUAUGCUAAACGAUCCGAGUUUUCUCCUAUUAUCUCGCUACUUGUAAGUUUCCCAAGUUCUCAUGCUCUGUUGUAUUUUCGAAUACGUUUUCUCGAUAAUAAAGUGCACUUCCCAGGAAUGGUUACAAAAGAAAUUAAGAGAAAUCUGGAAGUAAUAAAAUCUUCAGGCGGCCUGUUACUUAUUGUUAGGCUUGAGCCUCAAGACCCUUGAAAAGUUAUUUUCCGUGAACGUUCUUGUGUUGAUACUGAAAGUACUUGGUCAUGCGGUCAUUUCAACCCGUGACACUUUCCCGAGCAACAAAAAAAGAGAGCGAAAGACGCAGACACGAAAACGGUUAUUACACAACAUUGAUUGUUUGCCUCCGUUUUCCUCACUUGCCUGCUGAAAGUGACUUUUUUCCAGUUCAGCACAAUGAAUAACUUGUCGGCGAUGCCGGAUUUGGUGAAGGAAAUGAUUGUGAGUUGGACGGAUUUUUCGUCAAAGUGAGUUUUCACUGAAAACGCCGAAGAUUGAUCAUUUUCAGACUUUCCCUUCGUAAUGUCUCACACGACUUUCGAUACUUUGUCGAUAAAAGUCAAGUCUAUUUAUGGGCGGUUUCCAUCUCAUUCCAUCCCGUUUUCAUGAUGAAAGAGCUCGAAAAACACAUGCUCGUGUUCGAGUACAUCGCCGGAAACCCUCCGAUGUUGGACGUUCAAGUAUGGGAGUCUUCUGACCACAAACCGGUCCCCGUAUCGAUCGAUCAGUUUGGCCAUUUGGCCAGAAACCCGAAAUUCAAGUUGGGCACUCUGAACAUUGACACAGUUCUGGCACAUGACGUUCUGUCGGACGGACAACGGUUGAAGGGGUUGGAGGAUCGCUUCUUCGCGGACGUUUUAGAGGUCCUCAACUCGUUUGCACAUGGACUUUCCGUUGAAAACUUUGAAAUUCGAUUCGCGGGGAGAUCAACUCACUUCUCGGCAGUUCUCACCAACAUUUCACCCAGAACCAUUCAGACAAUUUCGAUUACUUUCACUACCGAAAAUGGUGUAUUGGACACGAAGGAAAUCGAUAAAAGUGAACAGUGGAAGAGUGCAAAAGGCCUUAUUUGCAGUGGAUUUACACUGAAUUGCCCAGUUGAGAACCUCGGUCACUUCACGCGAUUGCAUUGUGAAUUGAUGACGUUCGUGACUCCUGCCGACGUCGUUUUUCUGAAAGAGGUUAGUAACGACAGCCUUGCAUAAAAUGAUUAACUAGGAAAGUACUGUUGAACAUAUAAUGUUUGUAAGUGGUAACUUGCAGAAGUACCUCCAACUACAAAACUUCGAGAACUGUGUGAUAGUCUGUGAUGGUUUCGAGAAGGCCGCCGUCACUGAAUCCAUGGGCGUUCCUUACCUCCAAAUGCCGCCAUGUACGACUUUCCGCUUCCCGAAAGACGACUCUUUUCUGACACUUGUGGUUCAUGAUAACUACAUUUUGUUCGCAUAA
This is a messenger RNA of Caenorhabditis sp. 36 PRJEB53466, 3953 nucleotides long. NCBI's taxonomy places the organism in Eukaryota, Metazoa, Nematoda, Chromadorea, Rhabditida, Rhabditidae. The record is from the annotation of a GenBank genome assembly.